Molecule: messenger RNA, 642 nt
Organism: Acanthosepion pharaonis
Lineage: Eukaryota; Metazoa; Mollusca; Cephalopoda; Sepiida; Sepiidae
Source: the annotation of a GenBank genome assembly
AUGCAAACAUUUUCUUCCUCUUUAAAAAAUAUAUCUUCUUCUUUUUCUUCUUCUACUCUCCUCCUUCUCCCUUCAUCCCCUCCUCUUUCUUCUUCUUCUCUUCCUUCUCCUCCUUCUCUCCUCCUCACCAUUCUCUCCUUCUCCUCCUCCUUCUUCUUCUUCUUCUUCUUCUUCUUCUUCUUCUUCUUCUUCUUCUUCUUCUUCUUCUUCUUUCCUUCUCCUCCUCCAUCUUAUCUCCUACUUUUUCUUCCCCCUCAUCUUUCUUCUUUUCUCAUCCUCCUUAUUCUUCUUUUACUCCUACUUUCCUCCUCCUCCUCCUCCUCCUUCUUCUUCUUCUUCUUCUCUGCCUUCUACCUUUCCUUUUUCUCUCCUCUUCCUACCAUCCCCUUCUUCUCCCCCUCCUUCUUCUUCUUCUUCUUCUUCUUCUUUUGCUUCUCUUCCUCCUCAUCCUCCUCAUGCAUCAUCUUCUACUCCUCCUUCUCCCACCCCUUCUUCUACUGCUCUUUCUCCUCCUCCCCGUUCUUUCCGUUGCUAAAUCAACCGGCACAUAUGCGGCAUAAACACAGGAUCUGCAAAAAUUGCUCUCAUAUACGCCAUCGCAGCAUCCUCAUCCAGCAAUGCUAUACCGUGAGUGUCACUUAA